Molecule: messenger RNA, 1246 nt
Organism: Arabidopsis arenosa
Lineage: Eukaryota; Viridiplantae; Streptophyta; Magnoliopsida; Brassicales; Brassicaceae
Source: the annotation of a GenBank genome assembly
ACAAAUUACAAAAAAGAAAAAAGGAGAUAAUAAUCACAAACUACAAAAGUAGAAAGAAAAAAAAAAAGAUAUUAGUUCUUGAAUCUUUGCAUCAAUGGAGGAAUCAAAAGCGUCUCACGUUGCGAUCAUACCAAGUCCGGGAAUGGGUCAUCUCAUCCCACUCGUCGAGUUCGCUAAACGACUCGUUCAACGUCACGGCUUCACCGUUACCUUCGUCAUCGCCGGGGAAGGUCCACCGUCAAAAGCUCAGAGAACCGUCCUUGACUCUCUCCCUUCUUCGAUCUCAUCCGUCUUUCUCCCUCCCGUUGAUCUCACUGAUCUAUCUUCGUCCACUCGCAUCGAAUCUCGGAUCUCCCUCACCGUGACUCGUUCAAACCCGGAGCUCCGGAAAGUCUUCGACUCGUUCGUGGCGGGAGGUCGUUUGCCGACGGCGCUCAUCGUCGAUCUCUUCGGUACGGACGCUUUCGACGUGGCCGUAGAAUUCCACGUGUCACCGUAUAUUUUCUACCCAACAACGGCCAACGUCUUGUCGUUUUUUCUCCAUUUGCCUAAACUAGACGAAACGGUGUCGUGUGAGUUCAGGGAAUUAACCGAACCGCUUAAGCUCCCUGGAUGUGUACCGGUCGCCGGGAAAGAUUUCCUUGACCCGGCCCAAGACCGGAAAGACGAUGCAUACAAAUGGCUUCUCCAUAACACCAAGAGGUACAAAGAAGCUGAAGGGAUUCUUGUGAAUACCUUCUUUGAGCUAGAGCCAAAUGCUAUAAAGGCCUUGCAAGAACCUGGUCUUGAUAAACCACCGGUUUAUCCAGUUGGACCAUUGGUUAACAUCGGUAAGCAAGAGGCUAAACAAACCGAAGAGUCUGAAUGUUUAAAGUGGUUGGAUAACCAGCCGCUCGGUUCGGUUUUGUACGUGUCCUUUGGUAGUGGCGGUACACUCACAUGUGAGCAGCUCAACGAGCUUGCUCUUGGUCUUGCAGAUAGUGAGCAACGGUUUCUUUGGGUCAUACGAAGUCCAAGUGGAAUUGCUAAUUCGUCGUAUUUCGAUUCACAUAGCCAAACCGAUCCAUUGACAUUUUUACCACCAGGAUUUUUAGAGCAGACCAAAAACAGAGCUGUCUCAACUUUUAUCUGAAUAUGUUUUUUUGGCUUUUGAUCAAUUCGUAAGUUUUACAUGGUGCAAUUAAGAUCCGCCGUAUAGUAGUACAAUAUUGUUCAAGAAACUCGUCAAUAAAUACUUUCAAUAUCU